AUGACCACAAAUAUUGCCGAGUCGGUGAAUGCUAUGUUGAUUGAUGAAAGGGAGUACCCCGUGGCAUCCAUAUUCAAUUCAAUUGCCAAGAGGUUUGGUGAAAUAUUUAGGGAGAGGCGUGCCUACAUCCUCAAAUGUAAGGAUAACAAAUUUGUUCCCACCGCCGAAAAGAUCUUAAGAGACAAUAUGAGCGAGGGCGACUCCUUCUAUGUGGAGAACGUAAGCGGGGAUGAAAGGCAAUACACUGUGUUUGGAAGUAGCUCUACGGCCAAAUUCGACCUACUGGAAAGGUCUUGUUCAUGCAGGAAGUUUGACCUGGUCAAAAUACCAUGCGAUCACGCGAUGGACGCUUUACGAUCAAAGCACGGUGAUGAUUAUGGUUUGAGUGUCUAUGAUUACUCUUCGCCCCUGUAUAAAGUGGAAAAGUACCUCCUUGCCUAUUCGGAAUCAAUUAAUAUUGUCCCUUUGGAGUCCAAAUGGCACGUGCCACAAGAAUAG
Molecule: messenger RNA, 498 nt
Organism: Capsicum annuum
Lineage: Eukaryota; Viridiplantae; Streptophyta; Magnoliopsida; Solanales; Solanaceae
Exons: 1
Coding region: 1-498 (165 amino acids)
Molecular function (GO): zinc ion binding
Source: RefSeq, a predicted model, not a curated record